Messenger RNA from Triplophysa rosa, 2556 nucleotides. It is a transcript of the gene prcp, whose product is annotated as prolylcarboxypeptidase (angiotensinase C). Gene Ontology annotation, molecular function: serine-type exopeptidase activity; dipeptidyl-peptidase activity. The record is from RefSeq and is a predicted model, not a curated record. Gene Ontology annotation, biological process: negative regulation of systemic arterial blood pressure; angiogenesis involved in wound healing; regulation of blood vessel endothelial cell migration. The transcript has 9 exons. Bases 202 to 1722 code for a protein of 506 amino acids. NCBI's taxonomy places the organism in Eukaryota, Metazoa, Chordata, Actinopteri, Cypriniformes, Nemacheilidae.
CACUGUACACAUAUGGUGAGCCCAUUUGUCAUGGUAACCGAAGGAUAAUCGCCUUGAAAGUAGUUUGAGUACGAAAACGUACGGCCACGGUGUCUGUUACACUGUAAUUGUCUAAAAAGUUGCACGUCUCGCGUCAUGAAUCAUCCACAGAUGCAAGUCAUUUGACAGCUCGCUUCCUUUUUCCGCUUAUGCAAAUAAGCCAUGGGUGUGAUGUUUUCACAUGGACAGUCCAGUGAUUCACUCAGCUCAACCAUGAGACUGUCCUGCACUGCUGUUUUCUUCAUCUCCAUCUUCUUCAUCAUCAGCUGUCAUGCACUGGCUCUCAAACCACAGCUCUUAGGCAGACACACGAUCAAAAUCUCGUCUGAUCACCGUUCUCUCUCAUACAGAACUUUCUACUUUGAUCAGCAGAUCGACCAUUUUGGGUUUUUGGAGAAUGGCACAUUCAAGCAGAGGUACCUUCUCAAUGAUCAGCAUUGGCACAAAGAAGGAGGUCCAAUCCUAUUUUACACCGGCAAUGAGGGAGACAUCGCCUGGUUCUGUAACAACACUGGUUUUAUGUGGGAUGUAGCCGAGGAGCUGGGAGCCAUGCUGGUUUUUGCCGAACAUCGCUACUACGGAGAGUCCAUGCCAUUCGGAGAGGAGUCUUACAGCAAUGCAAAGUAUCUGAACUACCUGACCUCAGAACAGGCUUUAGCUGACUUUGCGGUUUUAAUCAAAGCUCUGAAAGGAAACAUUCCUGGAGCUCAGAAAAGUCCAGUCAUUGCCAUCGGCGGCUCUUAUGGAGGGAUGCUGGCCGCCUGGUUGAGGAUGAAGUAUCCCAGUGCUGUCAUAGGUGCUCUUGCUUCAUCUGCACCCAUCUGGCAGUUCAUCGUGCCCUGUGGAGGUUUUUACCAAGUGGUCACUCGUGACUUCACCAGCGGUGGCGUCAACUGCAGCAGUAACAUCGGGAGGUCUUGGAAAGCUGUUGACGGCAUCUCAGCAACAGGUGAAGGACUACAGUGGCUGUCUCAGGAGUUUGCACUGUGUUCUCCUUUAAAGAGUCUAGAGGACGUAUACGGAUUCAAGGCGUGGCUUCAGGAAACAUGGGUGAAUUUAGCCAUGGUGGACUAUCCGUAUGAAGCCGACUUCCUCCAGCCACUCCCACGCUGGCCUGUCAAGGAGGUCUGCACACAUCUUCGGUUUGAUACUGGCGUAUCAGACAAACAGCUGCUGCACGGCAUCUCUCAGGCCGUAAGAGUUUACUACAAUUACUCGGGAGAUGCGCUCUGUCUCAACACCUCACAGACUGCCACUGGGAAUCUGGGCAUCCUGGGGUGGUUCUACCAGUCCUGUACAGAGAUGGUGAUGCCGAUGUGUACAGAUGGUAUAAAUGACAUGUUCGAGCCACAGCCGUGGAACUUUCAAGCCUUCUCCGAUGAGUGUUUCGCCCAGUUUGGAGUGCGUCCACGAAAAGACUGGGCCAAAAUUGUAUAUGGUGGAAGGAACAUAAGUGCUCACAGCAACAUCAUCUUCAGCAAUGGAGAUCUUGACCCAUGGAUGAGUGGUGGCGUAACCAAGAGUAUCUCUGAAUCUCUGGUUGCCAUUAUGAUUGAUGGAGGAGCUCAUCACCUCGACCUGCGCUACAACAACGAGUACGAUCCUGAGUCGGUCAUCAAAACACGAGCGCUGGAAGUGCAGUACUUUAUAAAGUGGAUCAAACAGGCAGCAAGUACACUAUGACCAUUUGAAAUGGUUAUUUUUAUAACAUACUUGAGGAAAAUUUGAAAGACUAAGAAACACCAAAAAUCUCAGUCGCAUUGACUGUGUGUGUUGAAGUCAGCACAGCAGGUGCUGGCUGCUUUGUGCCAAAGUUAGUUAUCGCUCGCUGCACUGGUACUCAAACCAAAAUCAAGAAUGUCAAGGUUUGUAAAGUUUUCAGGAGGGUAGGGUUUUUUUAUUUCUGUUUUGGGAAUUCAUUUAAAGUGUUUCUCUAAAGUGUUUAAUUUGUGUGCAUGAAGUGUGCAAAUGAAGGAUGGGCUUUGCAAUUUUACACAUUGAAAGUUUGUUUUACCUGUUUGGAUCUACAGUAAGUUAUUUGUUGUUUAAAUUGAGCAAAGAAAGGAUUCAGAAAAUACCAAAAGCAACAACGCUCAGGGAAAGAAUUGUGUGGCAAUAGUAAUGACAACUAUUUUCUAUCAGCCAUGUUUUUUUUAAUAAUGUACCUAAAAUACAACAAAAAACAUGCAGUGAGCCUGGCCUGAAAACUCCUAAAAAAAAACCUUCAUAAAAGUAUUAUUGCAGUCAAUGAUAAACCAUAUGUUGUCUCAGAUUCACAAAAAAAAUCAUUUUUGAAAAAAAAAACUUGUAUAUAAAAGUAUGCAAACAUGAUCAUCAUAUUGUCUUUACUGUAGAUUGUACAGAUGAAACUCAAAUCACUGAAAUUAGCUGGACCUAAUAAGUGAUCUGAGUUUUUUUUCUCUUCAUGAUUUGAUUCGCUGUCAAAAAAUGACGUUUGUGCCCAAACACGAAACAUGAUCAAACAAUCCAUUACACAAUAAACACGAAUGAAUGAAA